Messenger RNA from Metopolophium dirhodum (rose-grain aphid), 1248 nucleotides. RefSeq lists its product as uncharacterized. Lineage: Eukaryota; Metazoa; Arthropoda; Insecta; Hemiptera; Aphididae. The transcript is spliced from 2 exons. Bases 1 to 1248 code for a protein of 415 amino acids. The record is from RefSeq and is a predicted model, not a curated record.
AUGGAUAUCGUACGUCGUCGUCAUUGUCGAAAAUUAUUAAAGAAAUGCCUUCGAGUGGUUACAACUGCGUUAGUAAACGAUAUUUUAGAAUUCAUUGAUGAGAGUAAUGAAGAAAAACGAAUUUGGGUUCGAGAGUGGAUAAAAAGAAGAACAGUACUUGGUGCAUCAGAAAAUCUUCUUACUGAACUAGCUUUAGAGGAUCCAGAAGAGUACAGGCUGUGUUUAAGAAUGACAAAUGAAAAUUUUGAACAAUUAUUGAAUUUGGUAUCACCAACUAUUCAAAAACAGGACACUAUUCUUCGAGAUGCACUACCAGCGCCCAUUAAGCUACAAAUAACAUUGAAUUAUUUAGCGACUGGUAAUAGUUACCGAACCCUACAACAUUUCUUUAGAGUGUCAAUUCCCGCAAUAUCUAAAUUUUUACCAGAAGUUUGUGACGCCAUUUAUCAAGCCCUGGAACAAUAUAUUAAGAUGCCAAAAACUUAUGAAGAAUGGAAAAGCAUUGCGAAAGGCUUUGAAGAUACAUGGAAUUUUCCUAAAUGCUGCGGAGCAAUUGACGGCAAACAUGUGUUGAUAAUGGCACCUCCUAACUGUGGAAGUGAAUAUUACAACUAUAAGGGGACUAACAGUGUAGUGUUGAUGGCACUGGUUGACCAUAACUAUUGUUUUACUUAUGUAUCAAUCGGCAGCAAGGGGUCAGCAUCGGACGGUGGUAUUCUCCAAAAUUGUGAACUUGGACAACUUUUGCAAAAAGAUCUGCUUCCAUUAGGAUAUUGCGUUGUAGCCGAUGAUGCAUUUCCGUUGCGACAUUAUAUGAUGAAACCAUAUAAAUGUUACAGAACAGCUCUAACUGUACCUCAAAAAAUUUUUAAUUAUCGCUUAAGCAGAGCAAGACGUAUUGUAGAAAAUGCUUUUGGCAUUUUGGUUAGCAGAUUUCGAGUAUUUGAUAAAAAAAUAUAUUGCAAUUUAAAAACAGUGAACAAACUUGUACUAGCUGCGUGCGCUCUUCAUAACUUUCUACGAAAAUCUUCCUCUACAUACCUACCACCUGGCUCUAUUGAUGAAGAAGAUAUAUCGAGUGGUUUAAUGAGAGAAGGUCGCUGGAGAACGGAAAUAAUUGAGCUUCGAAAUUUGGAAAGUCAUAGGGAAAGAAGAGCAUCAGACUUGGCCAACAAAAUACGCGAUAAUUUGAAAAAUUAUUUUGUAAAUGAAGGAGCUGUACCUUGGCAAUAUAGGCAUAUAUACUAA